Amphibalanus amphitrite is the source of this 1011-nucleotide messenger RNA. RefSeq names its product pro-resilin-like. The transcript is spliced from 2 exons. Lineage: Eukaryota; Metazoa; Arthropoda; Thecostraca; Balanomorpha; Balanidae. The record is from RefSeq and is a predicted model, not a curated record. Gene Ontology annotation, cellular component: extracellular matrix. The coding region runs from base 207 to 851 and encodes 214 amino acids.
UGUUCAUUAUAGAUAUAAUGCUCUAGAUGCGGUGUCCUUCAGUGCCAAUACGGUGGCGGUAGUGUCAGCGUGUUGCAAGCUGACCUCUAGAGAUCGUGACUGGCCGGACCGGACCGGACCUAUAUAACGGCAGCGGCCGGUCCACACAGCAUCAGUCCAUCCGCAGCCCUCUCACGAAGAGCUCCUAUACAGCUCCACUGUCAAACAUGAAGGUGCUGGCGAUUGCUCUGUUGGCGGUGGCCGCCGUCUCUGCCGACCGUCCUCUGGGAAGGUCUGGUCCGGGCCAGAGCUACGGAGCUCCCCAGAGGAACGGAGGAGCCUCCCAGAGCUACGGAGCUCCCCAGGGUAGCGCCUCCCAGAGCUACGGAGCUCCCCAGGGCAGCGCCUCCCAGAGUUACGGAGCUCCCCAGGGUAGUGCCUCCCGGAGCUACGGGGCUCCCCAGACCAGCUACGGCGCCGGCCAGGAGGAGUUCCUGCCGCAGCCAUACUCGUUCGAGUACGAGGUCAAGGACGACGAGGGCAACGACUACGGCCACAAGGAGGAGUCGGACGGUAGCCGCGUCGAGGGCGUGUACCGCGUGCUGCUGCCCGACACCCGCGUCCAGACCGUCACCUACUACGUGGAGGGCGACUCUGGUUUCGUGGCUGACGUCCAGUACGAGGGCGAGGCGCAGUUCCCCGAGGACAGCCAGAACGGCCAGUACGGCGCCGGCGCCCCCAACAACGGCUACGGCGCCCCGGCCGCUGCUGCCGCCCCCGUCGCGAGCUACAGCCAGCCGGCCGCUCCCAGCGGUGGCUACGGCGCCCCCAACGGUGGCGCCCGCACCCCCUCCACCGGAUACGGAUUCUAAAAUGAAAGCGUUUCUGGGCUAUUGUAAUCGUUUCAUGUGGUAUUUAUUGUUUUAGCCUCAAAACAAUGCCUGAUAUAGAAUGUAAGAUGAGAAUGCGAUUGCGUGAAUGAGUUGAUGGAAGUGUGCGUAUGUCCUUGACACAAUAUAUCAUUACACUUGA